CUCUCUCUUUGAGCACGGCUCUCCAUCUCUCUCUUUUAAAAUUUUUUUUGCGUUCGUUUUUCUCGGACUUUGUCCACGGCGACAUGUUGCGGAACCAGUGGAUUGCUGACUACCUGAGCCACGUAACUCACGGUGGCCACGGGCUCGGACGCGAUUCAUCAGUUAAAGUUUGCAACCCAACGCUGCUGCAAAAAGGAGCAUUAAGAUUUCCCAAGGAUUCUUCCUCUGGAGCUAGCAGUGUGCUCGUUAAGAGUGCCACAGAUAUUGAUGCAAAGCUUCUCACAGUGCUCCCGAAAGUUUCAGAGCUAAGGAAGCAUUUUGAACAAUCAAUCAAAAGUGAUCAAAAAAUGAAUAGGAAAGAGAGGAUUGCUCGAAGGCUGGAGGGCAUAGAGACAGACAUACCGUCUACUCUGGUGCCCAGUGUGCAGCUCAGCCCUGGUCUGGUGACUAAUCGGCUUCUGGAGGAGGACACCCCCCGCUACACCCGUGCCUCUGACUCCACCGAACCAGUGAGGUACUAUAGUCGUGAUGAGCUGGAGGCUCCAGAGAGGCAGUCAUGGGCACGUACACGGCCCGAGCCCCAGGUCGUGCCACAGGCCCCGCCUCCUCUCCAUCCUGUCCCAACUGCCAAUCCUACAGGCUCUGAUCCGGCCAGCCUCGCCUCCAAAGCUGAACGGAUCGCUCGCUACAAAGCUGAACGUCGACGGCAGUUAUCGGAACGCUACGGGAUCCUUCUUGACCAGGAUGUGGAGAUGGAUUACACACCACGAUACACGCGAGCACGGCGAGACGCCGACCUGAAGGACAAACGAGCUCCACCUCCGAGGGGGUGUGGCGAGAGAGAGAAGGCCUGGCGAGAGGAGGAAGGGCAUGAACGAAGCACUAGCAGGCCGAAAUACAGCAGCUCGGGGGUCGGACAGGUUUCCAUGUCAACCGGUCCCACCCCUUCUCCUUCCAAGGAGCUGCCGAGCACCCUUGCAGCCCAGGAGAAAGGGCACCAGCGCUUGGAGGCAGAGCGCGAGAGAGAGAGGGCGAUGAACCUGGAAAACUGCCGGCGUCCACCAGACAGGAGUCCCAGGCACCGCCCACAGGAAGCUCUGGCCGCCACAGAAACGGUGCCUGCCCAACCAGCGGGGGGUGUUGCUGUGGCAGCAGUGGCCAGCUCCCCACGUACAGCACGGCGUGCCUCCCUGCCCUCCACACGGUACGGCAUCUCCCCUGGAGACCUGUUCAUAGAACAACAGGCGCAGAACAUCCUCAGCCGACAGGGCUUGACGUCUCGCUCUCAAAGUGAGUGGUCUCUUCAGAAAGACUUGGAUGGUGACACAAACUCACAUAUCAACUGGCCCUCCAGAAUACGAGUGAAGGAGAGGCGAGCAAGGGAGAGCAUCUUAGGGCGUGCAUCUGAUUUAGGGUCAGAUGCCUCUUCUAUCAGACGCCACCCUACAGAUACUCCUCCGUACUCAGUCCCUCACCUUGAAGCCACAAGCCAGCUACGUACACGGAGUGCUGAACCUCCACUCCAACAGCAGAAUCUGAACAUGGAGUCCCUACGUUACCAUCGAGCACAGAGUGCUGAGCAUCCACAAUACCAAUGGACUGAGAGUACAGGAUCACCUGGAUAUCCAUGUACAGCAGGAGAACCUCAGAACUACCAAGGCGCACUAAAUCUGGAUCCUGUAAACUAUGACCGAGGGCUUGGGGUACAUAGAGCCAUGGGUCAUCAACCAGACUAUAGGCAAACUCAGCCACCUUCACCCAGGUUCAGUGACAUUCAACAACCCACUCAAACAUAUGGACCUCCCUAUGGUACUGAGUACAGGGAUAUUCAGAAACCCUGGCCUCACGCAAGAGAUGCCAAAGAACAUGAAUUGAGAUAUGAGGACACCCACCAACCAAUUUCUGUGAGCAGUGCCACACACCCACCUGCCCAACAACCUCCACUUAAAUGUGAGCGUGCACUGUAUGUGUCUCCACCAUCUAGACAACCUCAGCAGUUUGUUUUAGGGUAUUCUCAGGGCCAGCCCCCAGCUUAUGGACCUACUGAUGUUGCACCACUUGCCUAUGCUCAUGCUCCCUACCCUGCUCAUUCCUAUCAAACAAGCCAUACAUCUGCACCUCCCAAUGGGAAUAUUGCUCAGCCUUUGCCUGAACCACCAAAAAUGCUUGCAGCCAAUGAGCCUGCAGACACAGCUGUGUCUAGCUUGGAGGGAGUAGAAAGCAGGCGAAGAGCCAGCCCUGGUCAUAUUGCACCAGUUCCGAGGGAGGGCCGAGCAGCAUCCAGGGCCAUUCCACCCCCAGAAGGCCUGCUGAGGAGCAGAAAGGCUGUGUUGCCCUCUGAAAUCCGACGUAGGCAGAGGAGUGUAGAUGGCAGCCUGCGGAGGUGUACUGAGGGAGAUCUGGAUGGUCAGAGAAGCAGGGAGACCUGGCAAUUGGAGGACGAAGAGGGAAGAGGGCAGGUAAAUAAGGGAGCAGGCAGAGGAAGAAGCAGGGUCAGAAGCUUGGAGCCAAAAGAAGGGCAUGAUGAAAGGAGAGCCAUUCAGUUAGGGGAGCAAGGAGGUAAAAGGGAAAAGGGGAUUAGCCACUCGCAGGAAAGAGCAGGUCAAGAUGUUCCAAGAAUCAUCCAGUCACAAGAAAGUGAAGGACAUGAUGGAAAGAAGAGCAUGAUGGGAGAAACGUUUGGCCAUGGCCACAGAAGGGUGAACCAGUUAGAAGAGAGAGAGAGAUGGGAUGGCAGUAAAAUUAGCAGGUUAGAUGAAGUUCAGCAACAUGAAGGACACUCUGUUUGGAGGACUGGGCAGUCUGGCAGUGAGGAAUGGUUGUAUAGGGAUGAUGGGGGAGUUAUACAAAUUGAAGAAACAGAGAUGCAAGUUGAAAACAGGAUCAGUCAGUCAAGUGUAUCACAUGGCAGAGAUGAUAAAGGGAUUCGUCAGAUGGAGGUCAAAAGUGGACAGAUUGGACAGACUACAAAGGAGUCGAGUGAGAUGGCACAGAAGCAGUGCAGGAAUCUAUUUGAGUUGGCUGAAGAAAGUGCAAACGUUCAAAAGUUUGUUCAAAAGGAACUGUCAGAGGGUAAUGGUAGGCGAAGAAGGAUUAGCCAGUCAGAGGAUGGCAAUGGGCAUGUUAGGCGCAGAAGGAUAAGCCAAUCAGAGGAUGAUUGGAAAGAACGUAGGGUACGUAGAAUCUACCAGUCAGAUGGUGAAGUCGGUUCAAUUGGCCAGCCAAGUAAUCAAGUGGAGGGAAAUGAUGGGGGGAAAAAGCAGAAUCUGGAUUUGUUGGAAGCCAUGGAUACCACACCCCCGCAGCAGCAGCAGACCAAUGAGCCAUCUCCAUACCAGCGACUGGCAGAAGCAGGUGGUUACUUACAAAAAGGCUCGUCCUUCCCUCAGGCACGACACAGAGGAAAUCGGGAUGGAGGCGACCUCAAACCAAAAAUACGGAUCCGCUCCAUGUCAGACAUUGGAGUGUCCCACCCGUCUGUAGCAUUACAGAGUUUUGAGAAAUCUUCUAGUCGUGAGGCUCUUAUGGGACUAGGGCUGGGACUUCAUACCAGAGAGACUGCAACUGCCAAUGGUGAAGUGCCAGCCUUGGAUACAAGAGUUUCUGUGGCAAAGCUCAGACAUUCCUACCUGGAGAGUACCCUUGGUCGCAGGCCUGAACUGGAAUCUAAGGCACAACCAGGUGCCAUGGAAGCAGAUGCAGCUGGGGGUGUCGACCGAGAGGGGGGGCCCCGCCGGCCGAGGCUUUACAUCUCCCCUGGUGAUGACCGGAAGUCGUCUGAAAGGUUCAGGACUCAGCCAAUCACAUCAGCUGAAAGGCUCGAGUCUGAUAGGGCUCGACGAAGUCCAACAGAGCUACAGAAGACGCAAGCAGAUGAAGAGAAGUUAGAUGAACGAGCAAAGAUGAGUGUUGCAGCUAAGAGGUCACUUUUCAGGGAACUUGAGAAGACUUCUGAAGGUUGUGUUCCCAAACCCCGGUCCCGUAAUGCAGCAGUGGAACGUAGGUUCAGACGCACACAGGACCGCUCACGAACCCAGCCCGUCACCACGGAGGAAGUAGUCAUUGCCGCCACUUCUCCUGGUCCAUCUUCCCAAAUCGUCAUCGUUCAAACUACAGCCCCCGGAAUUCCCAGUCCCACAGUAGUCAGGAGCGCAAUGACUAGCUUCAGUCUUCAGGCCUCCUCAGCCCCUGGUUCUGCACCUCGGGAGGAGGAGGCGGCUCCGACCGGAGAGGUGGGAUCAGCAGAACGAGCAGGGACAGAGGAGCCAGACCUAUCCACUCUGAGCCUAACAGAAAAAAUGGCUCUGUUCAACCGUCUGUCGCAAGCUCCUCCCCAACCAGCUGAGGGCGCACGUUCCGAAACACGCCUACGCAGGGCCAAUACCCGCUUCCAGACUCAGCCAAUUACACAGGGUGAGGUGGACCAGGAGUUAACGCAGGAUGUAGAUCCGUCAGAUUGUGUAAACCCUGCUCCUGUGACUAAUGGUUCUGUAGUGCCAUCUCUGGUCGAGCAACUGCAGAGUAGCAGUCUAAAGUUGGAGCCUCUCCCUGUGUCAUUGGUCCGGUCUAUUGCUACGGUCACUGCCCAGGUCUCUGUUGCCACGGUGACGAGCCCUUCUAUGGCAAUGGCCGGAGAUGUCCGCUUGGGGAUGUCCACGACUCUCUCUUUCACGCCACCUCUAGCUACUCUGCCCAGUCAGCCCUCAGCCAAUCAGCUGGCUGACAAUAAGCUUCCAGCCUAUGAGAGAGGGGUUCGAUAUUUCAGCUUUACAGAGAGUGGAGAAACCCACAGCCCUAGAAUAUACUCUCCGCCCGCAUCAGAUGCCCUCAGCCGAGCGGCAUAUGGCAAGGGUGUGGCUACAGCGGUAUCGACCAAUCAGCAGAAGCAGGAGGAGGAGAGUGGGUGGAGAGAAAGGGGCUUUGCGGAGAGAGGAGAUCCCGAGUCCACUCGCGCUUUCCCUCAGCACAGUCGCGCGCAUACCACAACGCACACACUCCCACACACCCUCUCACACGCUUGCGACAAGGGGGGCGUGGAGCAGAGCCGUCUGCAGGAGAGGGAGAACGAGCCGGAGAGAGACCGCGACGGGGUGCAGGAGCAGAACUGUGAGAGAGACACUGAGAAGACGCUCAUCCCCCGAGGAGGUCCCCUUUCUCCAGACGCUCUUCAGGUGGAAGUUGCCGGCAGCCCCCAAGCCGUCGUCUCGGAUGCUCCUGAGACUGUUCUUCCAGUGCGUACUGUGAGCACUGCAGCAGUUUCCUCCAGAAGCUCUUCACAUGCUGCCUCUCACACGCUCCCAUACCUGCAGCGCACACCACCAUACACACCACCUCAAUCCCACGCGGCCCCAGCCUUCCAAAGCUCCCCCCAGACUCACAUACUACCGCACCCCCAACCUUACAGUCAGACCUCACCCUGCACUCCUCCCAGACCCCAGCCGCAGCUCCACCCUGACCACCAGCCUGUAUCUCUGUUCCAUCCAUACACGGACCUCCGGUCUCCUCCACCAACCGCAGCACAAGACUCCCUAGAAGCCAAACACCAGACACAAGCGAAGGGGCAGCAUAAGCCACAGGCCUUUGCCCCCUGUCAGUCAUAUUCCUACAUACCUUCCCAGACCAAGACCCCCCCGCAGACGCCGCCGAAACCCCAGCUGUACGUUCUACACCCAUCCCAGGUCCAGCCGGGAGGUGCCUCGCCCUUGGAAGAGAGCGUCAGUCCGGGUCGCCUCCACCCCUCUGACUUCCCUGUUUCCACUGAUAAUCAGCUUGUGGCCCACAAAGAACCGGACACCAUGACCUCAAUGUCCAUCAGAGAAAGAUUAGCCUUGUUGAAAAAGAGCGGCGAAGAGGACUGGAGGAAUAGGAUCAACAAGAAGCAGGAAGUGGUGCAGGAAGUGGUGUCGCUCAGUGAGAAGAGCAGCCAGAUAUGGGAGGAGCAGGGCUUCAAGAAGGAAGAAAGGGCAAUUGAGGAGUUCACGUCAUCUGAGAGGGUUUGGGAGCCUGUUUUUGCUUCCACCUUUUCUCCCACUCCUGCGUCAUCUAGCCCCACAGUCCAGUCUCUAGAACCCGCAGGCCAGAGAGUGUCAGAAGAGGGGGAGGGGCAGAUGUCCAUUGAGGAGCGGAAGCAAAUGAUCUCCACUCGAGAGGAGGCGUGGCAAAGCACGGGAAGGGGUGUGGCAAAUGACUCUGCCCAGUACACCGUUGCUGCUCGGAUGGUGAAGAAAGGUCUUGCUGCAUCCUCUGCAGUGAUCAGUCCAAUUCUGUCUCCAGUCUCUGCUAAGCUCAAGAGCAGCAUACCGGCUAUCUCUAAACCGCAAGAGGAGAUAGAGGCCAGAGCGGAUAUGGAGUCUGACAAGAAGUUGGAUAAACUGGAGACAUUUCUGGGCCGUUUGAACAGUAAAGUGACAGGCUUGCAGGAGACCACUCUGACGGUCACAGAGAAGGCGGUGAAAGAAGUGAUGCGUUUGGAUGACGAGAUCUUCUCAAAGUUCUAUCGCCAUAUGGUGGACAUUCCCCAUAGCAUGAUGAGCAGAGUGCCGAUGGACGAAGACUUGGAUGCCAUCUUUGGCAAACAGACACCACAGCUGGCAUCGGCGAUGGUGCAGCACAAGCGCGCGGUGCGUCCGUCGCGUAACGUGCAGGCCUCACGCAACCCACUGAAGAUCUUGGCGGCGCGGCAGGACAUCAAGCAGGAGUACACGGAGCAGCGGCUGAACGUGGGCCUCCUGGAGAGCAGGAGGAUCAAGCAGGAGAGGAUAAGUAACAGCUCCAGUCUGGUGGAUGCAGCCGUGGCUGGCUUGGCCAGUAAAGAGGACUACAGCAGUGUCAGCUUGCGCAGCGUCAGCAACUCUGAGCAGGUGACCAAUAACAGCGCCGCUCCGUACAAAAAGGUCAUGCUCAUGCAGGUCAAAGGGCGUCGUCACGUACAGACUAGACUAGUGGAGCCCAGAGUCUCAUCUCUAAACAGUGGCGACUGUUUUCUGCUUGUUACGCCUGAACACUGCUUUGUUUGGGUUGGAGAGUUUGCAAAUGUCAUAGAGAGGGCAAAGGCCUCUGAGCUGGCCACUUUCAUCCAUUUGAACCAUGACCUUGGUUGCCGAGCAACACAGGUGGACACCAUAGAAGAGGGGGUGAACUCUCAAAGCCCCAUGGUGGCAGAGUUCUGGAAAAUUCUGGCAGGGCCAGGCAGUUAUCAGUCGGCUGGGCCCCCUGAAGAUGAUGAGCUGUAUGAGAGUGCGAUCGUGGAGACGAACUGCAUCUUCCGUCUAGUGGAUGAUAAGCUGCUUCCUGAUGAUGACUUCUGGGGCAAAGUUCCGCGUUGUUCCCUACUGGGCUCUAAAGAGGUGCUGGUCUUUGACUUUGGCAGCGAGGUGUACGUGUGGCAUGGGAAGGAGGUCACCCUUGCUCAGAGGAAGGUUGCCUUCCAGCUAGCCAAGCACCUCUGGAACGGCACCUUCGACUACGCCAACUGCGAUAUCAACCCCCUCGAUCCCGGAGGGUGCAACCCCCUCAUACCCAGGAAGGGUCAGGGUCGUCCAGACUGGGCGAUAUUUGGCCGGCUGACGGAGCACAAUGAGACUUCUUUGUUCAGAGAGAAGUUCCUGGACUGGAGAGAGCUCACCAGCACGCCAACAAAGAAUGGCAACGAACAGUCCUUCGAACAGAAGCUCUCUCUGGGUGGGGACUCUCGGUUGGAGUGCCAUGCGUAUGACGUGGCUCUGAUGCUCCCCGUCCUCCAGUCACCUGUCAGCAUGGUUCUGGACGGGCAGGAUGUGGGGCGGGGCCACGGGCCGGUGGGCGGUGGCCCUGAAGAUCCUCUUCGCUCCAUGGAGAUCAGCACGGUGAGCGUGGAUGUCUGGCAUAUCCUGGAGUUCGACUACAGCCGGCUGCCCAAGCAGAGCAUCGGCCAGUUCCACGAGGGCGAUGCCUAUGUGGUGAAGUGGAAGUACAUGGUGAGCGUGGCUGUGGGGAGCAGGCAGAAGCCUGAGCAGGUGCGCAGUGCAGGCCCUGGCCGGGAGAAGUGCUGCUACUUCUUUUGGCAGGGCAGGUACUCCACAGUGAAUGAGAAGGGAACCUCAGCGCUGAUGACCGUUGAGCUGGAUGAGGAGAGGGGGGCACAGGUGCCGGUGCAGCAGGGGAAGGAGCCGCCGUGCUUCUUGCAGUGCUUUGGUGGAGGAAUGAUGGUGCAUUCUGGGAAGAGGGAGGAAGAGGAGGAGAACAUCCAGAAUGAAUGGCGCCUCUAUUGUGUGCGUGGGGAGAUGCCGGAAGAGGGCCACCUGCUGGAGGUGGCGUGUCACUGCAGCAGCCUGCGCUCUCGCACUUCCAUGAUUCUGCUCAGCGUUAACAAAGCACUCAUCUACCUGUGGCACGGCUGCAAGACCCAAGCAUGCACCCGAGAGGUGGCCUGCACCGCCGCCAACAAGAUCAAAGAGCAACGACCACUAGAGGCUGGACUUCACAGCAGCUGCAACGUGACCGUUCACGAGUGUGAAGAAGGGGCGGAGCCAGUGGAAUUCUGGGAAGCGUUAGGCCGGAAGGAUCGCAAGGCUUAUGACUGUAUGCUUCAAGAUCCGGGCAAGUUUAACUUCAUGCCGCGCCUGUUCCAGCUGACCAGCUCUUCGGGUGAGUUCGUGGCCCAGGAGUAUUUCUUCCCAUCCCGAACGCCAGAUUUGGUCUGCUCACUGCCCUUCCUACAGGAAGACCUGUACUCAGCACAACAGCCAGCACUCUUCCUGGUGGAUAACUAUCAUGAGGUGUACCUAUGGCAGGGCUGGUGGCCAAAGGACAUGGACAGCCCGGGCUCGGCCCGUAUCCGCUGGGAUGCUGACAGGAAGUGUGCCAUGGAAACUGUGCUCCGGUACUGCAGAGAAAAGAGUGAGAAGAAACCCCAGAAGUCGUACCUGAUCCACGCUGGUCUGGAGCCUCUCACUUUUACCAACAUGUUCCCCAGCUGGGAACACAGAGAGGACAUCGCUGAUAUCACGGAACAGGAGGCAGAGGUGUGUAACCAGAUCAUCCUGGUGGAGGAGGUUCUGGCUCGUCUCUGCCAAAGCACCUAUCCGCUGGAAGCACUGCAGGGCCGGCCCCUCCCCCAAGGUGUUGACCCCCUGCGCCUUGAAGUCUACCUAUCAGACGAGGACUUUGAGAAAGCCCUGGAGAUGAAGAGGGAGGAGUAUGAGACCUUGCCAGGGUGGAAGCAAGUCAACCUAAAAAAAGCCAAAGGACUCUUUUAGUCCCUGUUGUCAUGGUGACUGUCACCACACGCCAUAUCUGCCCACCGCCCUCGAUUCUGUGCUCACAUGGGUGCUGUGACCAAGUUGUCAUAGAAACCACUCAACUUUGGGCACAGUCAAGCACUCUUUGGGAAAGGUGUGAUGGGUCAUGUCAAAAAGUAAAAAGUCACUUUGUAACCUGCAGAUGCGCAUUGUCAAUCUCUGAUGUAAUAAGACGACGUGGUCGUUGGUCGUACUCCGGGGAAGCGACGGCCUUUGUUCACGUCAGCCCUGUCCAACGCUUAGUGACGUUCUGUUUCUGUGACCCGUGCUGUGCAGUAAGGCUCCGUGCAGUCUUCUCCACCAAGUGCUCUGUUCUCGUCUGUUUAAGUGUUUUAAAUGUUUUCUUAAGAAAAGGCAGGGAUUCCAACAAAAAACAACAAACAAACAAAACAAAAAAUCCACUACGGCGCCUCGGUUUCGUCCUGUGUAGUUCACGCUAAGAUGGUGCUGUUCUGCUGUUUGAAAAGAAUGCCUCGUAACCUUUGAACAUGUAGCUUAUUUAGAAAAAAGGUUCUUUGUAGGAAAUGUAGUGCACACUAUUGUCAUGGUGUUAGUUGCUCUUGAUUUUGGUUUUCUUUUCAUUCUUUUUUUUGUUUUUGUAUUUUUCGUGUUCAUCUUGUUUUUUUUUUUUUUUUUUUUUGGAGUUCACAUGCUAAGUAUGUUCCUUCUGGGGAUGAAGUGAAUGAGGUUUGGUUGUCAUAGCGAUCUCCUACCUUAAAUGGCUGGGAGCCAUCACUUGUGCUCGUUUGUGACCGCAUGGGAUACGUGAGGAGAAAAGAGAUGAAAUUAAUGAAUUACUGUAAAUGUACAGAAUAGUGCCUUGCUUUUGUGUACAGUUUAUAUACAGAAUGGACUUUAGUCUGCAUUUCAAAGACUUCUCUUUGUGAUAAAGGAAAUGGGUAAUAAAACAAAGCAUAUUUAAAAUUCA
Electrophorus electricus (electric eel) is the source of this 10206-nucleotide messenger RNA. It is a transcript of the gene svilb, whose product is annotated as supervillin b. Gene Ontology annotation, molecular function: phosphatidylinositol-4,5-bisphosphate binding; actin filament binding. Gene Ontology annotation, biological process: barbed-end actin filament capping; cytoskeleton organization; actin polymerization or depolymerization. The record is from RefSeq and is a predicted model, not a curated record. Lineage: Eukaryota; Metazoa; Chordata; Actinopteri; Gymnotiformes; Gymnotidae. Gene Ontology annotation, cellular component: actin cytoskeleton; cytoplasm.